This is a messenger RNA of Dalotia coriaria, 5928 nucleotides long. RefSeq lists its product as uncharacterized. The coding region runs from base 834 to 5777 and encodes 1647 amino acids. NCBI's taxonomy places the organism in Eukaryota, Metazoa, Arthropoda, Insecta, Coleoptera, Staphylinidae. The transcript has 5 exons. The record is from RefSeq and is a predicted model, not a curated record.
AAAUAGUUUUUACAAAAUGUCAAGUCGCAAUGUCAAAAUUGUAAAAAUUUCAAAUUCAACUCUUGUGCAGAUAUAGGGAAUUCUUUUAAGAGGAGACACGACACAAUUUCCGGUUUGGUGUAUACGUUUAUGGCCGACGGCUGCCGGCUCCCCAAAGUGAUUGUGGUCCUCUUCCUCGCAUUGUUGGCCCGCAUUAGCAGUGCCACGCAGCGAUACGACGACUUGUUGGAUCGAGUCAGACUAAGCACAGGUAAUGACCCGGAAGUGCGUGACUUCCUGAAAAGUGUCCUCAAACACCAUCGGGACUUCAGGUGGAUCACCCACGCAUCAUACAAGUAUGACCAAGGAGAUGAUAACCUCCUUUCACUUGGUGGGAGCUCAAAAAACAAACGAUCGUUUUAUGCAACCAGUGAUGAUUCCCAUUCCCAAAACAAACCGAUGACGAGAUAUGUCUAUAGACAUGAACCCACUUUUGAUGACUUUGAUGAUAACGAUGAUGAGAGUGACAAUGAUGGUGACCUACAAUCCUUUGCUUCCAAUUCCGGUAUCCAACCAAAAUCUACGUCUAAACUAACUGAUGAAGAUUUAGAUUUUGAUGGGCCUGUGAAUGAUGUCUAUCCAUAUCAGGAUCAUGACCUAGGUGUACCACAAGAUAAACGUUUUGUUCGUGAGACCCAGGAUGCUUUUUGUAUGAUGAUCAUCAUUUGGAUGAUGAUGACCUGCUUGUGGGAUCUCCAGAGACUAGUUAUGAAAAUGAUGAAGAGUUUGCUUCUGAGGAUAGACAUGACAGGUCGAAGAGAGCUGCUAGUACCGAAGCACUCUUGGAUGAAAAGAUGUUAUUACACAGGGUGUUACAGAAACCUGUAAAUGUUAAUACAAUGAAUUCUGAAGUGUAUCCAAAGCGAUUUAAUGGUAAUGAAGUAAUGGAUCUUCAUCCUUUGGCUUAUCAUAUGCCUGGGGAUGCUAUUGAGGUGUUUCCGAGUAGUCAGAAAGGUGUUUUUUAUGCACCAGGUACCAAAUUGGAAAGAUAUGGGGAUUUUGUUAAGUCAGAACAGGAUUUAUACAAUGAAGAAGACUUAGAAGAUAGAAUAAAUCAUAAACAGAAACUUGCAAAGCGUAAAUGUGCUGAUUCUUUAGCUGAAACUGAUUUUAAGGUUCCAGAAUUGUUUGGGUCGAACAAAAGUCAUCCUUCUAGUAUUGACCAACCACUUUCUGAGUUUUACUAUUCUAUCCCACAUGAUGUAAUUGGAUUAAAUCAAGAUUUACUAGGAGAAAAUCGUGAUGUUAAUAAUGUUUCAUGUAAAAAAUUCAGAAGAAGUUUGGAAGUUGCUCAUUGGGAUGAUAAUAAUCAUUUAUUAACUCGUAAGAAAAAGAAAGCCAUCAAGAUUAAAAUAUUUGAUGAUGGCGAAUUGAUUAAAAACAUCGAGAAGAACAAAGAUGAUAAUUCUGUGGUGUUAACAAUCAAAAACAACGAAGAAACCAAAGAAAAAUUAGUUAAAUCUAAUAAUAAUGAUAAUAAUAAUGAAUCAAAGUUAACUGAUAGGAAAGCAAGUGAUAAUGAUCAAAAAGUUAUGGGUGAUGAUGAUAAUACUUUAGAAAAAAUCGAUACUAUUAUAAAACAUGAUCAAGAGUCUUUGAAACAAUUUACUCAACGACCUCUGAAUCAACAUCAAAAUCAACGUCAAAAUCAAAAUAAACAUUCAAAACAUGUUUCUAAAGAUGAUGCUAAUAAUUCAAGUAAUCGUAAUGGAGAAGUCUCAAAUAGACGUGAAGAUAACGUUGAAGAUGACCAGAAUCAUCCUCGGAAAGUGUCUGCCCAUCGAUUAUCCCAUGCUAAAAAGUACAACAGAGUCAAUGAAAUGGGUACAACUGUUGUUCCUUAUGUAAGCCCAACUGAAUCAAAUGAAUAUCCAGGUGUUUUGGAACCCAGAUUAGAAAAUUCUUACAAACCACAGUAUUUACACCAUCAUCACGUGAAUGAAUAUCAAAAUAAACUUGAAGAUCAAACAGAACCUACUUCUGCAGCUGAACAAAGAGAAUUGGGUAAGAAUUUCAAUGAUUUCCGGACGGAACCGAUGAGUAUAAAAACCACAAGUGAAAAAGUUAUCAUUAUACCAUUUAAAAAGUCCAUUAAUCAUGAAAGUCAAGUGAUAUUAAUUGAUCCUGUGGUAAAAGAAGAACAAAAUGGUGAUGAUAAGUUAGGUUAUGGUCUACGCAUGAAAGAAUCUGAUGUUUUGUAUGAUGUAGAAAUAGAUAAUGAAAACCCAAAUAAAAAAUUAUUAAGAAACACGUUGGAUGAAGAAAAAUUCAUGGAAUCUUUAAAUGAAGAAGAUAAAAGUAAAUCACCCAGGAGUGAUGUCCAAGGACAAAGUAUCAAUCAUCAGGAUCAACCUAAAGCAGAUGCAUUUAGAUCAAGAAAAUUAUUUGCUAUUGACAUUCCACAAUAUGAAUAUGUUGAUGAAAGUGAAAAUGAAGAUUUACGUGAUAAGAAAGACGUCAGGGAAGUUUUAGGAAUGCGUAAAGAUGAAGAUUACUCUGAGGAUAAAAUCGAUGUGUUUGGGGAUAAUGAUAAACCAAAGAAAAAGAAGAAAACUAGGAAUAAAUUAGUAGAUACUAAAAGAGAAAAUGAAAGAAAGAUUAGACAACGUCUACUUGGAAGUCUCAUCAACUCCCAACAGGAAAGAAGAGCUUUGAAGGUGAAAUUAGCAAAAACUAAGAGUAACAAAGUGAAGAAGGAUGUUAACAAUGUCAGGGAAGAAGAUUUAGCUUCUCAUGAUGACAACUAUCAACAUUUAAUUAUAAAAAAUCAUGAGGAAGAUCAAUUGGCGGAUUCUGCUGAUGAAGAAGAAGAUAAAACAAAGCAGAACAAUAAUAAUAAUAAUAAUAAUAAUAAUCAAAAACAACAUUUGGUAACCACAAUUAAAGAUAAUGUAAACCUCGACAGAUGUUGUGAGAAUAAAAAUAACAACAAAGUAGAAACAACUUGUUCCAGUGAUACUUCAGAUUCCCUACCACCUGAACCACCUCCACAACCUGAAGAACAAAUAGAAACAGGAGAAACAGGCGGAAAUGAGUUGGAUAUCAUUGAAAAAACGCAAGCUAUUUUGUUGCACAUAACAGGACCGCCAUGUUCUCAUCAAUUAACACCAAAACCAAUUGAAGAUGAUAAUAACGACGGUCCGGAUUCAAAAAGAAGCAAAUCUCAAGUGGAUAUAAUAGAUACCGAUUCACCUCUGACUGUCGAACAUCUGAAUUCGUACAAAGUGACAUCUGGUGAGAAGAAUCCGGAGAAUGUUGUUUCGGAAAUCAUUAAACUCGUACAAAACUAUAAAGAAAAAGUCAAUGAAUACAACAAAAACAAUCGAAAAGAGGUUAUUAAAGAUAAUGUAUCAUUAAAACCUGGUAAGGCAUCCACUCACGCACCGGAAAUUGAUCUGAGGAAAGAACUUCAACAUAACCAUGUUUAUGAACACAAAAACAAUAAAAAUAAUGAUUUAACACCGGAAACAACUACACUUGGAUAUACUCAGGAUAUUUCUGAGGGUAAAAAGGUGUUAUCAUCAGAUGAUGAAGACGAUUCAGCGAUUCAUGCGCAUGCAAUCAUGCAUUCAAAGAAAUUACACCCAGUGAAAAGUAACAAAUGUGAUAUUAAGUCAGGAAAUGACCGUGCACAAGAAUUCAUAUUACCUAUGAGUGUUCAAGAAGGUUAUAUCAAACCGGAAGUCGUAGCUGACGGUAAUGCAAUUGACAAUGACAGCUCAAACAAUGCUGAUGCUGAUAAAAACGUUAAAGAAGUUGAUAAUUUCACUAAUGUUGAAGAUUCUGAUGAAAAUAUCAAAACAAAACAGAAAAGAGAUAAUUAUUUGAAACACAAUAAUAAUAAACAAAUAGAAAACCCUUUAAAGUUUACUCCGGAUAACCUAGAAAGUUUUAACGAUGUCAUUGAACGAGAUGAAGGUCAAACAAUGUCAAAACGUGAAGAAACUUUACACAAAGCAAGAAUUGCACAUUAUUUAAACCCAGGAUUGUUAAAUGAAGAUGAAAUUAUGAACCAUCAAGUUUACAAGCGUGAUCUUCAUGAUGAUGACAAAGAUUACACCGAAGAGGAACUAGAUAAAUUGAUUGGAAUGGUUGAUGACAGUUCAACUGAUGUGCAAUCUGAUCAGGAUCUCCUAAAGAGAUAUAGACGAUAUAAAAACUUUGAACCCUUUCUAUACAAUAACAUCCCAAGACAUAGAAAUUCUGAGGAAGCUGGAAUGUCUUCAGAACAUUCUAUUGUCAUUCAAACAACAGUAGCUACUACUAAUUUGCAGUGUGGUGAAGUAGAAUACAAGAAAACAUUGGAAACUGGUGCUGUGGAUCAUAUACAUAAGAAGAAAAACAAGAAAAAGUCACAUGGACAUCGUUGUAACUUUGGUGAUGAUGAAGAGUUUGGAGAUACAUGUACACAACAUUUAGAGACACCGAAAAAGUCAAAAAGUCAAAUAUCUCUGGAAAAUAAACAAAAAGAACAGACUAGAGAGCGAAUUAUGGAAGAUAAAUUAAGCGAGAAACAAAAAGAACAGGAACAUAUCAAGAAUGUCCUGAACGGCCAUCUUGUCCUAGACAUCAUGGAGAAGUUCCACACGAAAGUGAAAGGCAACGACAGGUUAAACAAUCGAUUUGGUCAAGCUAUGGGUAAGAAAUGCGCUGCUGAUGAAGUUGAUCUCAUUGAUAAAUUCAAAGAAGAACAAUCAAAAGCAGACGUACGUCAUGCCCAACUAAUGCUUCAUCAAGUAAUAGUCUUAAUGAAUAAAAUCGUCGCUGAACAAGUCCAUCGUCGUACAUGCCUUGUCCUUUCUCCUACACUGAAAAAUUAUCUAAAACGCACCGCUGGUAACCGUGAAAGACUGUCAAAGUCAAACGUAGUAGCUGAAGGCUACCCUCUACCGCCAGUGAAAGGAACCAAAGGAAGUGCUAAUAAAGAUCUCCUAAUGGACGAAUCUCAGGGUGACUUUUUGUUCCCGCAGGGAGGUGAUGAAGACCAACCUCUAUCCGCCAUGGAUGCAGCUAUACUCAUGAAGAAAAAGAUCAACAUGAUCAGAGCCCUAUUGGCUAAAUACAAUCAUAUGAGUCAUAGUUGUCAAGUGAAAGUACAACCUGUGCAUGAUUAUCUCAUUCAACACUUGAAAGCUUUAGAAAAAAUGUCUCAGAAUAAAAAGUUCGGGGAUGUGCCUGAUGCUUGUGAGGUACCAUGUGUACAUAACCAAGAAGCAGGACCAGGAAGAGGAGCAGGUGGAAAAGAAAGUGGAAGAUCACCAGAACCGGAAUUUAAUGGUGGAAGUACUACAAUAAUAUUCUCUACAGGAGAAGAGGUUAGUUCUCAAUCAUCUGGAAUGAGUAGUCUUGCCCCUGGUGGUGAGGCAACCAGUCUUACAAUUUCUCCAGGUGGAGAUAUAAAUCAAUCAAAAGCAAAAGCCAGAGAUGCCACUUUAAAGCCACCGCAUUACAAAGCAAACAAUCAAAAGCGUAUUUUUCGUCAUUAUGAUGAUGGUGAUAGCGACACUGAUAACGAUAGUGAUCAAAGCGCUUAUCCCUCGGAGAAAUACAGGAAACUAGUUGAAGCUGCGGCUAAUUAUCGCCGGAAAAGACAAAUUGAGGAACGUUUAGCACGACUUUUUGGUAAAACACGCACGAAGAAAGCCGAACCUGCCACAACAAGUAAAAACGAUGAGAAUGUGGAGCCAGACUUAAGUAACGCUGCUUUUGAAGCGCCUGUUGUUUACUCAUUGCAUUGAUCAUCCGGAAAACCGGAUAAUAGUAUUUACACUUUUAUUAUUCAUCGAUUUGUGAUGUGUUUUUACUGUUUUUACACGUGUAAUCUUACAAAGUUUGUGAAAAAUGUGAAAAAUAUCUUGUAUCAAUAAAAUUUUCUAUUUGAGGUUAAAA